CCGGGGUCUGGCGCUUUUCACUGGUCCCUGGUUUAUCGGGUGUCAACUACUUGUCCGGCGGGAAGUCCGGAAAGGCACCAGCACGGCGAUAUGGACAGGAGGACCCUUGAGGAAAUGGCUUCUCCUAUAGUUCGGGAUGUGGAGAUCUCCAGAACUGCACGUCGCCAAAGCUCCAACAAGAGAGUCUCCAUUGACGAUAACUGGAGUGGUGCUACCCCAUCCAGAGGUUUGAUCUCUCGAACACCAGGAUCCUUACUCCGACAGAACUUGACACCACAUCCCAAGAGUGCUACAAGGCUACCAGAUGUGUCAGCCAUCUUAGGAACAGCAACAAAGUCUCCUCGAUUGGUUCAGACGCCUGGGCGCUUGGGAAACAUCUCAGUGAUGUCAAACCUGGAUGAUAGCGUUUGGUCGUCCUCUUACUCACCUCAGCGCACUGGAAUGUAUACUACAGUUGACUCUCCAAGCUUUACCGAAGAUGUUACACUCAGUGCUGUUAUGCUCCGUGAGGAGGAUCCUGGAGAAGCAGCAACUUUAAGUAUGUAUCCUGAGUUUCUUGACUCCUUCCUGAAGCAUUCUUCCAAUACGGUCUUUGACCUAAUAGAAGAGUAUGAAACUACUUGCAGUGAGCAGGUUAAGAUGCUAAAAAAAAUUGCCAGACGUGUUACUCCUGGGCAACAAAAAUUUUCCAAAACUGCCAGCAUCUUGUGGCUGCUUCAGCAAGAAAUGGUUACAUGGAGGCUUGUUGCAUCUCUGUACAGGGAUCGGAUCCAGUCUGCCAUUGAGGAUGAAAAUAUGUUUGAGAUUGUUGCUCCAAAUGCUAGCGAGAAGAUGAUUGUUGAAAAACUCUUUCAAAGAGAUGCUCUCGUUCGUCAGAGUCAGCUGGUUGUCGACUGGCUGGAAAGCAUAGCUAAGGAUGAGGUGGGCGACUUCUCGGAUAAUAUUGAGUUUUAUGCCAAAUCUGUUUACUGGGAAAAUACUCUUCAUUCAUUGAAACAAAGAAAUGUUUUAUCUGUGGGAGGAAGUGGUCGCCCAAUGGUAUCAGAGUUGGACCCCGAUGCCCCCAUUAGGCAGAAAAUGCCUUUGGAUGAUCUGGAUCGAGAAGAUGAUAUAAGACUCCUCAAAUACCUCUUUGCACUUAUUAGAGCUGGGAUGACUGAGGAGGCACAACGUUUGUGUAAACGAUGUGGACAAGCCUGGAGAGCUGCAACUCUGGAAGGAUGGAAAUUGUAUCAUGAUCCUAAUAUAAAUGGAGGCACAGAACUUGAGCCAGUGGAAGGAAAUCCGUACCGUUGUGUUUGGAAAGCUUGUUGCUGGCGUAUGGCUGAAGAUGAGCAGUUCCAUAGAUAUGAAAGGGCAAUAUAUGCAACUCUUAGUGGGAAUCUUAAACAGCUUCUCCCUGUCUGUGAUACCUGGGAAGACACAGUGUGGGCCCAUUUUAGAGUCAUGGUGGACAGCUUAGUAGAGCAAGAGAUCAGAGCAUCCUUCAUAUCGGCUAGUGAGAUUGAUGAGCUACCCAGAGAGUACAUGGAAACAAACUGGACUUUAGAGAGAGUAUUUGAGGAACUACAGGCCACAAAUAAAAAGAGGGUCUUAGAGGAAAAUAAAGAACACUACCAUACAAUACAGAAGUACAUCAUUCUAACAGAUAUAGACGGUUUAAUGGAUGAAUUCAAUGAGUGGUUGUCGAAGGGAAAGAAUCUGCUACUCGGUCACCUGUUGCGCUUCAUGACACACCUCAUAUUGUUCUUCCGAACACUGGGUUUGCAAACUAAGGAGGAAGUUUCCGUGGAAGUAUUAAAGGCCUACAUACAGCUCCUUAUAAAUGAAAAGCACAUUAACCUGAUUGCUUUCUAUGUCAUGCACCUACCUCAUGACUUGGCCAUUGCUCAGUAUGCUGGUUUUUUGGAGAAUGUCACUGAACGGGAGCAGCGUCACCAUUGUCUGGAACUUGCCAAGGAUGCAGGUUUGGAUGUUGCAACAAUAACAAAAACAGUUGUUGAGAACACACGCAAGAAAGAUGCAGGUGAAUUUGCUCAUCAUGACAUCGUACCAGCCCUAGAUUCUGGCACCUCUGAGGAGGACCGCAAAAAGAUUGAUGUCAUAGACUGGCUUGUAUUUGAUCCUGCACAGAGAGCAGAAGCUUUGAAGCAAAGUAAUGCAAUCAUGCGGAAAUUUUUAGCAUCAAAAAAACAUGAAGCUGCGAAGGACGUAUUUGCCAAGAUUCCUCAGGAUUCAAUAGCAGAAAUCUAUAGUCAGUGGGAAGAGCAGGGGAUGGACAGUCCACUUCCAGCUGAAGAUGACAACGCAAUCCGGGAACAUCUCUGUAUAAGAGCCUACUUGGAAGCCAAUGAAGCUUUCAAUGAGUGGUUCAAGCAGAUUAAUUCAGCACCUCAGAAGCCAGCUUUGGUGGGCCAGGCCUCGUUUACUGAGAAAGUGGCGCAUGAACAUAAAGAAAAGAAAUAUGAGAUGGAUUUUGGUAUUUGGAAGAAUCAUUUAGAUGCUCUAACAGCAGAUGUGAAAGAGAAGAUUUACAAUGUCUUGCUGUUUGUGGAUGGCGGUUGGAUGGUUGAUGUUAGAGAGGAUGCAGAAGAAGAUCCAGAACGUACACAUCAGAUGCAUUUGUUGAGAAGGCUAUGCCUGCCCAUGAUGUGUUUCCUGUUGCACACAGUGCUGCACAACACUAAACAAUAUCAAGAUUGCCUACGAUUGGCUGAUGUGAUCUCAUCUGAACGCCAGAAGCUUUAUGAGGUGUUUUCAAAGUCUGAAUUAAAGAAUCUUCUACAGAAAUUGAGAGAAUCUUCUCUAAUGUUGUUAGAUAAACAACUUGAUCCAUUGGGAUAUGAAAUCCAGCAAUGAUUUCACUGCCUCAAAAUGAUUUCAUAUUAAUGAAGCUGACAUUAGUAUUUGUAAAGCUAGUUAUAAUAAUAAAACUAUUUUUUGUACUUGUCA
Bombina bombina (fire-bellied toad) is the source of this 2952-nucleotide messenger RNA. RefSeq names its product nucleoporin 107 (gene NUP107). Gene Ontology annotation, biological process: mRNA export from nucleus; protein import into nucleus; post-transcriptional tethering of RNA polymerase II gene DNA at nuclear periphery. Gene Ontology annotation, molecular function: structural constituent of nuclear pore. Lineage: Eukaryota; Metazoa; Chordata; Amphibia; Anura; Bombinatoridae. Bases 91 to 2859 code for a protein of 922 amino acids. The transcript has 28 exons. Gene Ontology annotation, cellular component: nuclear pore; nuclear pore outer ring. The record is from RefSeq and is a predicted model, not a curated record.